Messenger RNA from Magnolia sinica, 1311 nucleotides. Its product is annotated as putative serine/threonine-protein kinase. The record is from RefSeq and is a predicted model, not a curated record. The coding region runs from base 1 to 1311 and encodes 436 amino acids. NCBI's taxonomy places the organism in Eukaryota, Viridiplantae, Streptophyta, Magnoliopsida, Magnoliales, Magnoliaceae. The transcript has 8 exons. Gene Ontology annotation, biological process: protein phosphorylation. Gene Ontology annotation, molecular function: protein kinase activity; ATP binding.
AUGUACAUGCAGUGGGCUGUAGGUGCUCAUUGCUCCUUUGGAAUGGAGAAGGCCAUGGUGGGAGUCCAGUUGAAGAAGAAACAGAAAUGGACCAUUCACCAGGUGGCACACACCAUGUACAUGCUGCGGGUUGAAAAAUCAGCAAUCUCACCGUCUCCAUCGCCAUCCACAUUCCAUCAGUUGCAGAUCUCAUCGUUGAAUCGAAGCAUCUCCAUCUCGAUUUUCUUCCUUGGAAGUAGCAUUCUGCUUGUAGUCUGUGUAGUUCUGAUAGUGAUUUUCUGGAUAUGCUACAAAUCUUCAGCACUGAAUCAGAUACUGGUCCGGAAUAAUAGAGUACAAGGAAUGCCAGAUUUCUUCAGCGGCAAUCUUCGGACGAUAAGCUACUUCAGCUACCGGACUCUGAAGAAAGCGACAGGGAAUUUCAAUCCUGAUAACCUGCUUGGAAGAGGAGGAUUUGGGCCGGUUUAUAAGGGAGUUUUGGAAGAUGGAAGGAUGAUUGCAGUAAAGAAGCUUGCUCUAGAGAAAUCCAGGCAAGGUGAGGAAGAAUUUCUCACAGAGGUGAGGAUGAUCACCUGCAUCCAUCACAAGAACCUUGUGCAGCUUCUUGGGUGUUGCUCAGAUGGGCCGCAACGAUUGCUCGUGUAUGAAUACAUGGUGAAUGGAAGCUUGGAUGCGAUAGUACAUGGAAGAAGUGAUCAUUUCCUGGACUGGAAGACGCGAUUCCAGAUAAUUCUUGGCAUUGCUCGAGGAUUGCAGUAUCUGCAUGAGGAUUCACAUAUAAGGAUUAUUCAUAGAGAUAUCAAGGCGAGUAACAUCCUUCUCGACGAUAAAUUUCAGCCGAGGAUAGGAGAUUUUGGAUUGGCGAGGUUCUUCCCCGAAGAUCAAGCUUAUCUCAGCACCACAUUCGCUGGAACUCUAGGCUAUACGGCUCCUGAAUACGCCAUCAGAGGAGAGCUAUCCGAGAAAGCCGACAUUUACAGCUUUGGAGUUUUGGUGCUUGAGAUAAUCAGUUGUAGAAAAAAUGCUGAUCCCACAUUAGCAUCAGAUAUGCAAUAUCUUCCUGAAUAUGCAUGGAAGCUCUACAAUAGAUCAGGGGUCAUUGAUCUGGUGGACCCAAAACUGCAAUCUGAUGGAUUUAAUGAGAGAGACGUCUUACAAGCGAUUCAUGUGGCCUUGUUAUGCCUGCAGUCACAUCCAAGCCUAAGGCCCCGAAUGUCGGAAAUCGUUACCAUAUUGACAAGCAAUGCAGAAAUGUUAGCAGAACCUAUGAAGCCAGCAUUUCUAGAUCAAAGGCGAUGGCAGUCGAAUUGA